GAGGCUCCGAACGAAUAGGAUUGGGGGCAGAUGGUUGAGAGCUCCGGGUUCGAGGCGGAGAGCUUGGGGGUGGGGGUAGGAAGAAGGACCUUCCCCCGGCGUCCGCUUCGCGCCCCCGCAAUGUCCUCGGCUCCCACCAGAAGGCGCCCGCAUUCCCGGCGCCUAGCCUGAGCCUCCGCGGUAACGAGCCUGGAAGCAGCGCAGGGCCGCGCCGCGCCGCGCGGCGAUCUGAAGAGUUGGGCGGCGGCCUGAGCCUUCCCUGGCAAGUGGGACAGGGUGCAGGGAAGCCCCGGCUUUGUUCCUGGGGCUGGUUUCUCAGCUCGGUGCGGAGGUUUCUCACUCCUUCCCGCACCCUGGCAGGAAACGCCCAGAUCCACCCCAGCGCCGUAAUCUACAAAGCCCAGACAGUCCGAAGGCAGGAGGGGUCGGGAGCGCUCGGGAGACAGGAGGAUCCCCCACGCUCUCAGGCUCACGACCGGCUCCCCCGUCAGGCCUCUUCCAGCCCCAUGAGGACCCCCAGGCGGGGGCUGAGAGUCUGGCGCAGCCGGGACCGAAAUCUUGCGGCGGCCUUAGAGCGUUAGACAGGUCAGUGCCCAGGCCGGGUGAGGGCCGAGCUGGAGGCGGGAGGAGGCACGCUCGCCGGUCCACCCUGUUCUCCGUACAGCUGCCCGAGGCCACUCACCGGGUCAACUCCGCCGGGGGCAUCCAAUAGCACGGGCGUGAUUCUGCAUUUUUCAUGACAGGCAAGGUGUGGAGCCUCCCUCUGCAACCCACCCGGGGCCAGGAUGCGGCUGGGCCGCCGGGCCCUCUGUGUGCUGGUCCUGCUGCUCGUCUGCGCCUCGCUGGGGCUUCUGUACGUGCGGACCCGGGACGCGCCGGGCCUUCCCGCACCUCUUGCGUUGUGGGCGCCCCUACAGGGACCCCCCAGGCCAGAGCUACCAGACCUCGUCCCCGAGCCCCGCUACGCCCACAUCCCGGUCAGGAUCAAGGAGCAAGUGGUGGAGCUGCUGUCUGGGAACAACUGCAGUUGUGAGUCUAGUGUGGGGAGCCUUCACCUUCCCUUCCAGAGGCAGGUCCAAGCCAUUGACUUCACCAAGGCCUUUGACCCUAAGGAACUGAAGGCUGCCUCUGCCUCAAGGGAGCAGGAGUUCCAGGCCUUCCUUUCAAGGAGCCAGUCUGCUGCUGACCAGCUGCUUGUAGCCCCUGCCAACUCCCCAUUACAAUACCCCCUGCAGGGUGUGGAGGUACAGCCCCUCAGGAGCAUCUUGGUGCCAGGGCUGAGCCUGCAGGCUGCUUCUGGUCAGGAGGUAUACCAGGUGAACCUGACUGCCUCCUUGGGCACCUGGGAUGUGGCAGGGGAAGUGACUGGAGUGACUCUCACAGGAGAGGGGCAGCCAGAUCUCACCCUCGCCAGCUCAGGGCUGGACCUACUCAAUCGGCAGCUGCAGCUGGUCACUUAUAGCAGCACAAGCUACCAGGCAAACACAGCAGACACAGUCCGGUUUUCCACCGAGGGACAUGAAGCCGCCUUCACCAUUCGUAUAAGACACCCCCCCAACCCUCGACUGUACCCACCUGGGUCUCUCCCCCAGGGAGCCCAGUACAACAUCAGCGCGCUGGUCACCAUUGCCACUAAGACGUUCCUUCGUUACAAUCGGCUGCGGGCACUCAUCGCCAGCAUCCGCCGCUUCUAUCCGACCGUCACUGUGGUCAUCGCCGACGACAGCGACAAGCCAGAAAUCAUUAGCGGUCCCCACAUCGAGCACUAUCUCAUGCCGUUUGGCAAGGGUUGGUUCGCAGGCCGGAACCUGGCAGUGUCCCAAGUAACCACCAAGUAUGUGCUGUGGGUGGACGAUGACUUCAUCUUCACCGCGCGGACGCGGUUGGAGAGGCUUGUGGACGUGCUGGAGCGGACGCCACUGGACCUGGUGGGGGGCGCGGUGCGAGAAAUCUCGGGCUUCGCCACCACCUACCGGCAGAUGUUGAGCGUGGAGCCGGGUGCACCAGGCCGCGGGAACUGCCUCCGGCAAAGGCGCGGCUUCCACCACAAGCUCGUCGGUUUCCCAGGCUGCGUGGUCACAGACGGCGUGGUCAACUUCUUCCUGGCGCGCACCGACAAGGUGCGCGAGGUCGGCUUCGACCCCCGCCUCAGCCGCGUGGCGCAUCUGGAAUUCUUCCUGGAUGGACUUGGUUCCCUUCGGGUUGGCUCCUGCUCAGACGUCGUUGUAGAUCACGCAUCCAAGUUGAAGCUGCCUUGGACAUCAAGAGACGCUGGGACAGAGACUUAUGCCCGGUACCGUUACCCGGGAUCACUGGAUGAGAGUCAGGUGGCCAAACACCGCCUGCUCUUCUUCAAACACCGGCUACAGUGCAUGACCUCAGAGUGAUGGCCACUGGGGGCCUUCUAACUGUCAGGCUGGGCCUGCCUCCUUGUCCCUGCCAGGAAUUUCUAUCAAAUCCCACUACCCUGUGAACUCUACUGACUGUCCCGAUCCCCUUCAGCACCAGAUUCCUAACAGGGGCUUGUCCUGAUGACACUCCUCCUUUCUGUGAGUGCCCAGAGGCAUGAUGGAGCCAUAACUCAUCCCACAGCCAGUGCCAAGUCCUCCUCCCACCCCUUCUCAUGGAGGUGGGGGGUCGUUUUCCAAGUGCCAAAGAGCCCAUGGGGACUCU
This is a messenger RNA of Rhinolophus ferrumequinum (greater horseshoe bat), 2673 nucleotides long. RefSeq names its product beta-1,4-N-acetyl-galactosaminyltransferase 1 (gene B4GALNT1). Gene Ontology annotation, cellular component: Golgi membrane. Bases 786 to 2387 code for a protein of 533 amino acids. The record is from RefSeq and is a predicted model, not a curated record. The transcript has 11 exons. Gene Ontology annotation, molecular function: hexosyltransferase activity. Gene Ontology annotation, biological process: ganglioside biosynthetic process. NCBI's taxonomy places the organism in Eukaryota, Metazoa, Chordata, Mammalia, Chiroptera, Rhinolophidae.